UGUACAGCUGUGUCGUGUCAACAAUUUGCUAUGUAGAAGGCUGUAUUUCAGCCAUUCAGUUUGAUUUUGGUCAUGAGAAAAAUCACACGAUAUACCGUUAGUUCAGUGUUGUCGUGGCCUUAACAAGCUGUGUUCAGAUUUGAAAAGAUCGUUGUCCGAGAGACGUGGUUUCUAACCUCUUGGGUACACAUUGUGACUUAUUUUUAGAACGUAAUAGCAAAUUUUCAUGCUGUGUAAUCAAGCUGUGAAUCAUACACGUGUCCGGAAGAUACCGUAAACAAAAUUAUCUUGAUUGCAUUUUACAGUAAACAUGGAGAAAACUACACUGAUUAGCAAUAAUGUUGACUCUGAAUUGGCAUUGGAGAUAAGUGAGCAAGUGUUUAUUGAUGAUGAGGAUUACAAUCGGGCUCCAGCUUCUCCCACCACUGUCCCCAACGUAAGGUCAUAUAGACCUCCUUCCACAGGCUCAAAUAUCCUAAAGUCUCCCCGCGGGAGACGAGUUCGAACCACAUCAAUGUCUCAACCAAAUAAGAAGACCACGGCAGAGAGUAUAUUGCAUGCAGACAGAAGAACGAUAUAUACGGCGGGAAGACCGCCCUGGUACAACUGCACUGGAGGACAGGAGGUGGAACCUUUUCUAAUUGGAAUAUGUGGUGCCAGCGCUUCUGGCAAAACCACAGUGGCCGCCAAAAUAAUCGAAUCUCUCAACAUACCCUGGGUUACAAUUGUCAGUAUGGACUCGUUUUAUAAGGUGCUAAAUGAGAAGCAGCAUCACGCGGCGAAUCGGAAUGAAUACAACUUCGAUCACCCGGAUGCGUUUGACAUGGAGCUGCUGGAAAGUGUCCUCCAGCGUUUAAAAGAAGGGAAGAAGGUGGAAGUUCCCAUUUACAACUACGUUACACAUUCGAGGGAGAACCGUACUAAAACGAUGUACGGCGCGAACGUGAUAAUAUUCGAGGGAAUUCUAGCGUUCUACAACGCACAAGUGUUGAGCAAACUCGAUAUGAGAGUGUUCGUAGAUACGGAUGCCGAUAUCCGACUCGCGAGGCGUUUGCGGAGGGAUAUAGUCCAACGCGGUCGUGACCUAGAAGGGGUUCUCAAACAGUACAUGACGCACGUGAAGCCAGCCUAUCAGAACUACAUAGCACCCUGUAUGGCCCACGCUGAUAUCAUUGUUCCGAGGGGUGGAGAGAACAAAGUCGCCAUUUCACUCAUUGUACAACAUGUUCACAAACAGUUGCAGUUGCGCGGCUUUAAAGUCCGUGAGAAGUUAGCGAUCGCGCACGUGGGUCAGCCCGUACCGGACUCGCUCUACGUACUCAAGGAUACUCCGCAGGUGCAAGGGCUCCACACAUUCAUUCGUAACAAGGACACGCCGAGGGAUGAGUUCAUUUUCUACUCGAAGCGUUUGAUGCGAUUGGUCAUAGAGUUCGCGUUGUCCCUCUUGCCGUACUCCGAACACCAAGUGGACACGCCCCAAGGAUUCACUUACACUGGUCGUAAAUGCGACGUCGAAAAGAUCUGUGGCGUUUCGAUCCUUCGAGCCGGAGAAACGAUGGAGCAGGCCGUGUGCGACGUGUGCAAGGACAUUCGGAUCGGGAAGAUUCUCAUUCAGACGAACCAGCAGACUGACGAGCCGGAGCUGUACUACCUCCGUCUCCCAAAAGACAUAAAGGACUACCGCGUGGUGCUGAUGGACGCGACGGUGGCGACUGGGGCCGCGGCCAUGAUGGCCGUUCGGGUGCUGCUGGACCACGAUGUGCCCGAGGAGCACAUCAGUCUGGUCUCUCUGCUGAUGGCUGAGAUCGGGGUGCAUUCUAUCGCUUACGCCUUUCCCAGGGUGAAAAUAAUAACCUCGGCGUUAGAUCCGGAAAUAAACGAGAAGUUCUACGUGUUGCCCGGUAUCGGUAACUUUGGGGACCGCUACUUCGGUACGGAGCCCUCUGACGAGGAAUGACUGAUGACCUAGGAGCGAGAGAGAUAGAAAUAUCCGCGCGCUGCGAGUGAACGAGACGGCAAUAUGUUUAGCAGUUCCAUUUGUAAACGCUUCACAGGUAACGGGGUUUGAGCGCUUAUGGCACGACUAUAUCACUACAUUGCAAAAUGUAUCUUAACAUUAGCUUAUUAGGGCGCUCUUUCGUUUGAUUUCAAUAUUAUUUAUCCUGCUAGGGAGAGCCCCGAAACAUUUAUGGCUGGUUUAAAUAAAUAAAAACUAGUUUUAAUUAAUUUAUUUCAUUUGUGUUAAUCUAGUCAAAAACGUACAUAAAUGUCAAUCGUACUGCGUGUAUCGUGGUUUUUAGUGAAUUGUACUUAUGGCGAACAAUUAGCCAAAGAAUUGGUUAAAUUAAUUUAUAUUCCUAAAGUUUGAUGUGUUUAACUAAAAUGUAUACAAUUGUAUGGUUAAACUAAAUUAAAAUCAUUGUUAGAUUGUUGUGUGCUUAAAUCGUCUUAAUAAAAAAUUGUUCCUGUAAUGAAAUACUUCUCUAAUAUAUAAACUAUGCAAUCAGUGCAUUUAACUUAAAACUUACUUAAAAUUAUACAUAUAAGAAAUCUUUGUUUGAGCUGUCUUCUACUAACUCGCUUUCUACAAUAGCCGGUGCAAUGUCUCCAUCCCUUUCUAUACGUGAAUGGCGAAAUGAGAAGCGAAAUCUCGAUAACCGGAGACUAAAAUGGUGCUUUUAUUUCAGAAAUGACUUUACAAAAUAACACAAUAAUUAGCAUUUAUUUUUCUAAGGCAGUAAGGUUUACGUUCAUUCCGACACGACGCUGCCAUUUUUAUCUCUAUCGCUUCUCUAUUUCUUACAGUAUUAAGUUGUCUACUUUACGUAAUAAGACUUAUCCUAGGUUAGUCUGCUUUUAGGGAGCGUUCAAGUAUCACGUAACGAAUUUGGGGGGGGGUCCAGAAAACCGUUACGGCGCGUUACCUGGGGGGGGUCAAUAAACUCCAAAAAUUGCGUGACGUAAUACUUGAACGCUCCCUUGAAAAUUUUAGGUUUUUGUAAUUUAUUACCGGCAGGUAGGUCUCUGGCAUCCCAUAUGUCGACCAAUUUUUUUAAUUUUUACAGUAUAAAAAUAAUUGGUGUGUAAACCAAAAAAUAAUAUAAAAUUUAAAAACUUCUAAGAUUUUUUUUUCGUCUAUAAUCUCCAAAAUUAUUAUUUUUAUCAAAUAUAUUAUUUAUCAACCUUAACAUUAAUAUACAUUAUUGAAUUAUAUAUUUUUUAAUUAAUGACUUAUAAAUUGACAAAAUUACGUUGCAGAGACCAUCUCAUUCCGGUUAAUUUUAUCUCAAUUUUGUAAUUUAGUGUGGUUUAGUUUGUAAGUUAUUUAUAAGAAAUUGAUUUGUUAAUAUGUAAAAACACGUUCGUUGUAUACAGAUGUGCAAGUUUUACCUUAGGGUAUAUUUGGACAUUAGUAAGGCACGUGUAGAACUGUAUGAUAUACAUAUUUGUAUAUUUUAUAUUAAGCUUUGAAUUAGCGGAAUAUGUUGAAUAAAUGUAUGCAAUAUAAA
This is a messenger RNA of Pieris napi, 3509 nucleotides long. RefSeq names its product uridine-cytidine kinase-like 1. Lineage: Eukaryota; Metazoa; Arthropoda; Insecta; Lepidoptera; Pieridae. The record is from RefSeq and is a predicted model, not a curated record. Gene Ontology annotation, molecular function: kinase activity; ATP binding. Gene Ontology annotation, cellular component: cytoplasm. The coding region runs from base 311 to 1957 and encodes 548 amino acids. The transcript has 12 exons.